AUGGAGCUGUUUAUGAGAAUCCGUCGCUCAUUGGUCGACGACGUUGUCAUGACCACAGUGCGCUCUGUCAUUGGUUGGUACGGCUUCUUAUUUCGACCAAUGGCGAAGCGCGCUUUUUACAAACGGCUGCGAGUCCCGGAAGUUGACAGAGAGCCCACUGAGAGUUGCUCUUCACAUCUUGCCAUCAUCAUGGACUCCUCUCCAGUCCUUCGUCAGCAAAGUCACAACAAAAUCCGCACUGACUUCAUGAGAACGAAGAAUGAACAUAACAAAAUGCCAGCGCACCCAAAGCCUUCCAAACUCCUCUCCGUACCUCACCUUUCUAACCAGAAUAUAGAGAACCAGAAUCCGGGAAGCUCAGAAAUGGGUAGGAAGGCACCUGUGCGUCCAGGUGUAAGUAGGCUUCCAGUGCUUGCAAAGUCCCUUCGUCUUCAGACUCCAUCCGACUUCAGUCAGUCGCACUGUAGGUGGGAGGAGAAACCUCUGGCUGGGAAAACUAGGAAGAAAAAGCCGUGCACCCGGCCUGUACCUUUCAACCUGUCUCAGCCCAAGAGCUCAAGAGUGACCAUUGAAAAUCAGCAGCCCCUCACUGUUUCACCAUCGAGGACUCAUGCUGUCCAACCUAGUCGCAAUGUAUGCAAUGCUCGUCUAAAAACCCAAAACAUAAAUGCAAAACCUACUAAACAUCCAGCUACGUUACACCACAAUGUGGAAUCAACUAAAGGCACAGGGACGUCUCAUGGAAAGGCUAAAGAAAAUACAUACAGACAGCCGUCAGGACAAUCUGGGCCUUCCAACACAUUUAAGACAUCAGUCACUUUGUCCAAUCCUUUAUCAGCCAUUCUUAAUAAUGCUAUGCAUCAGAUCAGCGCUGCUUCUUCUGCGCUGCCUGCUGUCAGUGCAGAGGCCUGUUUGGAUAACAUGAGCCUGCUCAGUCUCAAAGAUCCAGCCAAGACAUCCCAUGCAGGGACCACGCAGGGCAAUUUAUCCAAAAGUUCAACCGACAAAGGGGAGAACUUCCAGUCUGAUCAUGCGGCUUUGCUCAGUAUCCUCCGAAACCAAGGAGUAAUGGCCACAGGUCUGGGAUCUGCUUCUCUACACUCCAAAACCACCAACUAUCUGCCCCAGCGAGUGUCAGCCAUGAAGAGUCGACACAAAGCUGGACUUACUACAGGAUCAAUGAAGUCGGUGCAAUUCUCCCCAGACUCCGCUGCUCUGCGAAGUAUCCUGCAGAACGAGGGAGUGAAGGGUGGAGGGCUUCUGGGUGCCACAUCUCGAAGCUCUGUCUGUCCAUCAGGCAGAAACACUUCAAUCUACACAGCUCAGAGAGUGCCGGUUAGAAAGAAUCGUGCAGAGGCGACUGGAGGAUCAGCAGCUGUUUUAUCCUCGGCAGUAGCAGUCAAAGAGUCUCCACUGUCGAAAUGGACUCCACAGAGGGUCCGCGACACCAGGCACCAGCCCAUGUCUGCUAUGAAAUGGCACCUGUCGACACAACAGUCACCGUACGCCGCCACUCCCGGGCUUCAGAGCUGCAAAGCCAACCUUCAGCCGCACCAGGAGGAGAUCGUCCAGAGAUUAUUUGAUGAUCAAGAGGACGAGCAGAGCACCGAUGUGACGGACAAAGAUGCUGAGACACGAGCAGAGCAGCUCCCAGUUCAAGUCACAACUACUAAAUCCCUCUGUGAAGAAAAGGAAGAGGCGAGCAGGGUCAGCAGUGACGAGGUUGAAGAGGAGGAGCAGAGGAUUGUGGGAGGACAGCCGUUCAUCCAGGAACCCCAUAGAGAGUCUGUCAUUUUUUUCUCAACGGGCAAAACGCUGUUAAGAGCUCCACGCUUCGUGAAGCAGGAGGGCUCAGCCCGUGACAAGCAGCAUGGCCCGGUUCUGCCAGUACACGAAGAGGUGUCAUCUGUGUCAGCGCCAACCUGUCAGAUCAAACCUUCUGUUCAGAGUCUGCACAGAGACCUCAUUGUUCAGAAAAGUUGUGCUCUGAAUCCUGCAGUGGCGAUGCUGCGUAAGCGUCUUCUUGCUCUGGAGGAGCUGCGUUUGGACGAGGAGGUGGCCUCCUACACCUCAGCGCCGGACCCGAAUGCUCCGGGGUUUCUCCGCCCUCGGCCCCGCUGUGGAAACCCGCUGGCCUCCAUCCUGCUCUCCAAAGAGUCCUCUACAUUUGUUCCGAUUGGUUUCGAGCUCUCGUCCGGCUGCUCUUCUCCUCUCGGCUCUCCGCUGCAGCAGAGAUGACUUUGCACUACAACAACAGUAUUUGUUUGACUGAUUAAUAUCCAGAGUGGAUGAGUAAAAAAUAAAAUCACUCUGGUGUUACUGAUGAGACUUUUUUUAAUGGAACUAUGUCCAACACUGUCGUUGCCAGCCUUAAUACCAGUCCAAAGAAUGCUGCUAGUAUAUAUUUUUAGAAACCUUUUUGUCUUAUAAAUGUUUAUGACCGCUCUCUGUAGAUGCUUUUUAAAAAAUAAAAAAAAACUUGUAUCUGUUAAAUAAUGCAUCUUCUACACUGCAGGCACUCAUGUAGACAGUGUAGAUGCACGCCUAUUAGAAACAAUGUUGGAAAAAUAAACGUUUUAAAAUGUCAA
Sebastes umbrosus (honeycomb rockfish) is the source of this 2588-nucleotide messenger RNA. RefSeq names its product trophinin associated protein. The record is from RefSeq and is a predicted model, not a curated record. The coding region runs from base 1 to 2238 and encodes 745 amino acids. The transcript has 14 exons. NCBI's taxonomy places the organism in Eukaryota, Metazoa, Chordata, Actinopteri, Perciformes, Sebastidae.